Ostrea edulis (European flat oyster) is the source of this 2463-nucleotide messenger RNA. RefSeq names its product WD repeat-containing protein 70-like. Gene Ontology annotation, cellular component: site of double-strand break; nucleus. The record is from RefSeq and is a predicted model, not a curated record. Gene Ontology annotation, biological process: regulation of DNA double-strand break processing. The coding region runs from base 271 to 2157 and encodes 628 amino acids. Lineage: Eukaryota; Metazoa; Mollusca; Bivalvia; Ostreida; Ostreidae. The transcript has 17 exons. Gene Ontology annotation, molecular function: protein binding.
CUUUUUAAAAAUCCACUUCCGGUAUAUUGGAGGAAAACAACUUUUUACAAGAUAUAGGUAAACAUCAAUGUUAGAAAAUCGUGUGAGAAAAAGUUACAAAUUUAUUCAGGAUGGCAUUUAUUUACUGCAGAUUUAAAUGUAUUAUUCGUAAAUUUCCUCUUGUUAACGUAUAUGGCCAGUGAAGAUAGUAAAAUUACUAACUAAACAAAUCAGACGAUAUUGGGAUGCCACAAAGUUAGCAGUAGAUAGUUCCAUCGACUAUAAUCGGAAAUGACAGACAAUAUGGAUGAUGCUUCUCAAAAGAAAGCCCGUACAUUUGACUUCAUGGAAAUGUUUAAGGAGGCCAGACAAUCAGCCAUAGAUCGUAAUCAAGGUAAAUUUGAGGAGAAUGUAGACCAUGCUAGAACCAGUAAUGAUGAUGUCAGAGGUCUACCUUUUCCGGCUGCUCACAGAUCUUCCAAAACUGUUGACCAGGAAGGACCUUCGCAAUCUCAGAUUUUGUCCAAAGAGAAGGAUAGUGAUGAAGAGGAUAUGAUAGGUCCCCCACUCCCUCCAGAUAUAGCCAAGGGACCCAAAACCGCAACAGAUGAUGAUGUGAUAGGACCUCCAUUACCUCCUGGAUUGUCCACAUCAAAAGAUUCAGAUGAUGAGGAUGAAGAGGAAGAAGAAGAAACUUUAGACAAGAAAAUACCUUCAUCUCAUGAAAUUUCCCUGGGCCAUGGAUUAAAAGCUGUGUCGUCCUUAGCCCUGGAUCCAUCCGGAGCUCGACUGGUCACAGGAGGACAUGACUUUAUUGUCAAGUUUUGGGAUUUUGCUGGAAUGGACCAAAGUCUGCAAUCAUUUCGAAACAUUAAACCAUGUGAAAGUCAUCUCCUGAAGCAACUGCAGUAUAGUGCCACAGGUGAAAUGAUUCUGAUCAUAGCUGGUAAUUGCCGGGCCAAAGUGGUUGACCGUGAUGGAUUUGAGAAGUUGGAGUGUGCCAAGGGGGACCCGUACAUUGUAGACAUGACUAGUACUAAGGGACAUACAGCUAUGUUAAAUGGGGGCAGUUGGAAUCCAAAAAUGAAAGAAGAAUUUAUGACUUGUUCCAAUGAUGGCACUGUGAGACUGUGGGAUGUGAACUCCGAGGGGAAGAAACACAAAAACUGUAUCAAACCUAAAUCCCAGCAGGGGAGGAAAAUAGUCCCCACAGCCUGUACCUAUAGCAACGAUGGCCGCUGGGUGGCAGCUGCAUGUCAGGAUGGAUCCAUCCAGAUCUGGGAUCAUAACAAAUCAUUUGUGAAUGUAGCACUCAUGAACAGAGGAUGUCAUAUGAAUGGUACUGAUACUUCCUGUUUGUGUUUCUCAUACGAUGGACAAUGUCUGGCAUCUAGAGGAGGUGAUGACACACUUAAACUCUGGGAUAUAAGGAAUUUCAAGAAACCUCUGAAAGUACGAGAAAAUUUGGUCAGCUAUUAUCCUGUGACUGACUGCAUUUUUAGUCCUAAUGACAGAAUGGUGUUAACAGGAACCUCUGUAAAGAAACAGGGAGAUGGUCAGCUUCUUUUCAUGGAACGAGAGUCAUUAGAUAUAGUGUCCGAAAUUACUGUGGCUGAAUCAAGUGUUGUACGGUGUAUAUGGCAUCCCAAACUAAACCAGAUAGUCAUUGGCUGUAGUGAUGGAAAGGCUCAUCUGUAUUAUGAUCCUGAUAAAAGUCACAGGGGAGCAAUGCUGUGCAUGGUGAAACAGCCCAGGAAAUCUAAGCAGGUGCUAGCUUUAGCAUCUCAACAAAUAAUCACACCUUAUGCUUUGCCGAUGUUCAAAGAAACCAAAUCUACCAGUACCAAGAAAUUUGAAGAGAGAGUUAGGAAGGACCCCAUUAAAUCUAAGCGACCAGAAUUGCCUGUGACUGGACCAGGUGAGGGUGGUCGGUUGGGUGUGAAAGGAGCCACACUAGCUCAGUAUGUGGCUCAGAGUCUGGUGAAGCGGAAACCAGAUAAAUACGAAAAUGACCCUAGGGCAGCCAUUUUAAGACAUGCCAAGGAGGCUGCAGAAAACCCAUUUUGGAUUGACCCAGCUUACAACAAGACCCAGCCUCAAAAAAUCUUCCAGGAGGAGGAAGAUAAAGAAAAGGAGGAAGAUCAUGAUGAACCAUUAUGGAAAAAACAAAAAGUGUGAUUCAAAUGUCCUGACAAAUUAACAGACUGCAGGUCAAUUUGUUUUAACUGUGUCCUCCCAAUCACUGAUAGGAAAUUGAGAUGGUUCCACAUCUAGUUGGAUGUGUGUCAUGCAAUGGACAUGUACAAGUGUUGUGUCAGAUUGCAGUAAGGGUGAACAGUAGACUGAAAAGAAAAUUUACCUUCAUUCUUACAGGAUUAGAAUCGACAUUUUCAUUAGAAAUCUGGUUGUCUGAUAACAUUGUUGUUUUAUUAAUACACCUCAAAUGUAUAAUGGCUUCAUUCCCAAUAAAAUAUAUCAACAUAA